Messenger RNA from Rhea pennata, 3883 nucleotides. RefSeq lists its product as uncharacterized. The transcript is spliced from 9 exons. The coding region runs from base 37 to 1686 and encodes 549 amino acids. NCBI's taxonomy places the organism in Eukaryota, Metazoa, Chordata, Aves, Rheiformes, Rheidae. The record is from RefSeq and is a predicted model, not a curated record.
CGCGCCGCCGCCGCGCCGCUGAGGGCGGCCGCCGCGAUGCUGCCCCGGCGCAGGACCUUCGCGCUGGCGGCGCCCCGCGCCCGAGGUAAGAAGAGCCCAUCUGCUGAGGACACAGUUGUGCUAACACAUAUGAAGAUAUUGAGCAAUGAAGGAAUUCAAAAUCCAGGGUUAAUACCUGAGCCUCCAGCUGACACAGACUGCACAGAAAAAUCCCAUCUUCCUGGCGUCAGCCUCCAGCCGCACUGCCAGGGAAACCUGAAUGCAGCGGCCACACCAGCAAAUCCAGAUUAUGCAGAUACUCCGGCGAGCACAAACUAUGUAGCCACACUACCUGACCUCAGCACCUUUGAGUCCAAGUGCCGACUUCACAGAUUCUCCAAAUUUGAAUCUGAGGACUCAGGUGUUGAACUGCCUAGUGGAGCUAAUUCUCCAUCAACACCAACAGGUUCAGAGAAGAGCUUUGUGCUUCACAGCAGAGACUCAUUUUGUGACUCUGGGGUGCUUAGCACCUCUUCUUCUCCAGAAAUUGACCAUCUGAUAAUGAGAACAUGCAAAGAGCGGGCCAGAAAAACUAGCCAGCAUGGCCCCGAGAGCGAAAAGCAAGCUGAAUACUACAGCCAGGAGGUAGAGGCUGUGCAGGUUCCUACGGCUUCCCUUGAAGACUUCGAUGUCACUCAGAAAGGAGAAAGUCCCAAACAACAUUUUGACCAAAGUGAAAGUCAAUCUCUGGAAAACCAACCUACCCGAGAGACAAACCUUCCCAGGGAAAACAUACUUCCGAAUCCAGCUCCUGUAGAAGAGCCAAAGACAAUUGCUGACCAUUACCCAGAGACCUUUGGCAGCAUGCAAGACCUUCAGGUCCACGAACAUCAGCUGAAGAAGUACCCCACAAGUGACAGUCUGGAUGAAUACAUGGAUGAAUGCUGUAGACUGAGCGAGGUGAACCAAGGCAACAGCAAAGCCCUGGGAUCUGGCCUGGGAUACCUGGAACACAUCUGCCAACUGAUUGAGAAGAUUGGGCAGCUACAGGAACACAACCUGCGCCUCCAAAAGCAAGUGUGCAGCUUACAGAAAGAGCAGAAGAUGAGCCAGAUAAGGGAGGAGUACCUCCUGCAGCAUUGCUCCUGUGGAGCUGCCAAUGUCUUCCUCAACUCGUACCAAGAUGCGAAGACAUCUUUUACUGGGAGGAGCAGACCUCACAGCCUCUUGGUUCAGACUGGAAACCCUUCAGAUCUUUCCAUCAUCCCAGAAAUAGGAGCAAACAGUGAAAAGCUGAGCAGCUGCAGUGGAAAUGAGAGAUACCCGGAAUCAGGAAACAGCCAGCUGAUGAUAGGGCUCAGGAAGUCAUCGAACAAUAGGAGCAACAAGGAGAAUGAGUUCAGAGAAGCCAGUGGCACGGCUGAGGGACAAGCUUUUCUAUCAAAGCACCCUGCAGUAAGAAAGGGUCUGGACAUCAGUAAGAACAUCUCGGGUGAAAGCCAUGCUUGGGGAAGAAUGAGAGAUCUUAUGAAGAAGACGCGGCUGAGAAACCAGAGCAAGCUGGGACUGUCCUCUGCUGCUCUGAAGAGGUCCUGCCCACAGCUGUACAGGCCAGAUAUUAUGUCUUCGGAGCUGAGGAAAACUGAGAGGAACUCCAUGAUUGUUCUGGGGCAAAAUACAAAGAAUGAAAACAUAUGGCCUUUCUGAUAACCCCAGUCAAAUGGAACAAGAAAGGAAGGAGCAGGAACACCAUUGGACACAGAACUGAAACCGCUGGGGUUACUUUGUGCAACCUGCAUUCUACGGCUGUCAGCAAGGCAACUGUGAUUUGGUGUUGAAAGAGAAAGGGGGAGCAGGGAGCCUGGGAAUGGUUUGUGGAAAGAUGUGCGCUCAGCUAUACGUGGCUUCACUCCCAACUCUGAAGUAUACUUACAAAACCAAACCACAUGAAAACUAUAGUCAAUGUUUCAGCAACAUAACCAAUAGGGGCUUUUAAAUAAGAUUUGGUAAAUCUUCUUCUGCUCUGGUUUAGGAACCGAACUACCUGAAGUACUGAAGCUUUUAAAUUAUCAUUGCUUUCUGGGGAUCUUCGCCAGCUGAAAGAAGCUUAAGACUUAAAGGAGACAACAGUACUUGGAGAAUUGCCAGAGACUCCUUGUCUGGGCAGCAAUAGUUGAUGGGGAGAACAGCUUCCUCCUCCAGGAAGGUUUGAAUUGCAGUCUCUGCUAACACCUACAGCAGCUCCUGCCCUCAGGGCUGCACCCUGCCAACAGUGCAAGCUUAGUGGCAUUCAAUGGAAGAACCAAGUCUGUGAAGCAAAAAUAUCCACCCUUUGCUUCUAAUUCUGCAGGGGCACUGCCUCUGUGAAGGCCCCUUGACUUCAGUACUGCCCUAUGCAAAAACUGGCUUCAGUGUGGCUUCAUUAUAGCAAGCAGAGCAAGGGGCACUGUGGGAAUCAAUCUUCUGAGUGAUCAGAGGGUGCAUUGAAGAUAGUAUGCAGCUCUGGCAGGCUGCCCUGUGAAUCUUUCAGGGGGCCAAGCUUGAUUUCCCACCUUUAAGCGACAAGUUAAGGACCCCUGGAGGCUACAGGCUGCAGUGGCCACCUGAUGCACAUGCUGGACCUGCGCUCCCUCUGCUGGGAAAGAGCACAGUGGAGAGCAAGGCUGCAAGGAAGAGUUAUUCAGCUACAUGCAUCAUUUAAAAGCUGCUUCUCUUGCCUCUUAAAAGUUACUCUUUUGGGUCUUAACUUCUUUAUAACAGCAGAGCCAUGUUCAGUGGCUGCCUUAUUGCCCUGUGUUCACUAACUUCAGACUCAGGCUACAGGCAGCAUGUACUUCUGGAGGUCGCAUGACUGCUUUGGCCUCUGCACACCAGCUCUUACUGGUACUAGCAUUCAUGCACGCAGAGUAAGAAUUUAGACAAACUAUCUUUGCCUGUUGUUAUAUGGCUAUUCUACCCAUUGAACUAUGAUUUAAUUGUAAAAAUUCAAGUAACUGUAGUUUAACCUCCCCACUCCCCACUCAUCCUUACUUGCUUGGGAACUGAGAUUUGAGAAGCCAGCAGGAAGAUGCCAGCUUCAGCAGGCUCAGCUUGUAAGAGAUGCCUCCCCUGUGCUCAUCAAGAUCAGCUGGAGCCCCUGGAGUCCACAAACCAGGAGAACAGGAUCCGAGAUUCAGAAUAUCCCAGUACGGGAAGGUUAAUUUGAGCUCAAUUCCAGUAACAAGCAACAGUGUGAGGUUAAAGAGCUGCUGUUGAUUGGAACGAUGGGCCACAUUGCCAGCGUGGCUGUAGUUUGUGAGGGUGACAGCCCAGGCCUGUUUCUUCAAGUGCUCAGAAUGUUUUCAGGGAAGUAAAGUAUGGCUGUUAUUAACCUCUCCCCUCCCAAAAAAGUUUGUGCUGAUUCAGAGCUAGCACCUUGAUGUCUGUGCUGUGUUCAGUAUUUCAGCUGUCACUAGUUUUAGCUGCUGCAAGAUUCAGAUAUUUACUGUAUAUCUUGCUAGCUUCAUCAAAAGCUAGAGAGAUCAAGGUCUACAACUUGAUUAUUCUGUGAAUAGUCAGCAUAUCUUCACAAAUACAGGGGGCUAAAAUCCUACAUUAUCUUACACCCUCUGUUAUCCCUCCAGCUUUACAGACACUGUAACGAAUGUGAAUCAGUGCAGAACUGGACGAAGUAUUGUAAGAUGUAGCAUUAUAAACUGGUAUUUUUAUAACUACAUUCCCCUUAUAUACAGAUUUUUAAACUAGAAUGAACUAGCAUUUUUUUAUUACAGCAUUAUAUGAAAUAUAUUCAUGUAUUUCCAGAAAUAUAUUUAUAACAUGUAACAUACUGUAUAGUUCUCUACUCCAGGAUGCAUUGUUAUACAGGCAUAAAAUUUAAUAAAAUGCACCACUAUUACAAAAUAAA